This is a messenger RNA of Cladophialophora carrionii CBS 160.54, 303 nucleotides long. RefSeq lists its product as uncharacterized. The transcript has a single exon. Lineage: Eukaryota; Fungi; Ascomycota; Eurotiomycetes; Chaetothyriales; Herpotrichiellaceae. The record is from RefSeq and is a predicted model, not a curated record. Bases 1 to 303 code for a protein of 100 amino acids.
AUGAGGAGGUUAUUGCACGCUAUGACACUGUGCGGACUGAGUACUCGGAUCCCAAACCGAUCUACUGCUCGAACCAGGUCUGCAGUCGCCAUAUCCCACCAGACACAGCUCCAAACACGGGACAAUUCGUCUUCUGCGGCGACUGUAAGACCGAAACAUGUGGCACAUGCAAACAAGGGCGUGGUAAACAUUGUGGUGCUGCUGGAACCAUUUGCCCUUCCCUGGAGCAAUUGCUCGGCGAGGAAAACCACAGCCUUGUCCAAACCCGGCGCUGGAAGCAAUGUCCUGGCUGCCAAAAUGUAG